This is a messenger RNA of Triticum turgidum subsp. durum (durum wheat), 885 nucleotides long. NCBI's taxonomy places the organism in Eukaryota, Viridiplantae, Streptophyta, Magnoliopsida, Poales, Poaceae. The record is from the annotation of a GenBank genome assembly.
AUGGGGCUGCCGCUGCUGGGCCCCUACCUGCAGUCCGUCGGCUCCGACUUCCGGCACGGCGCCAACUUCGCCACGCUCGCCUCCACGGCGCUGCUGCCCAACACGUCGCUCUUCGUCACCGACAUCAGCCCCUUCUCCCUCGCCAUCCAGCUCCGGCAGAUGAAGGAGCUCAGCAACAGAGCCAUCGCCGCCGGCGGCACCAGUGGCCAGCUUCCCCGGCCCGACGUUUUCGGCAACUCUCUGUACACGAUCGACAUUGGCCAGAAUGAUUUCACCUCCAACCUAGCGUCGCAGGGCGUCGAGAGUGUCAAGCAAACGCUUCCUUCGGUUAUCAGCCAGAUCUCGUUGGCUAUACAGGACCUGUACAGCAUCGGGGCUCGCAAAUUCAUGGUGUUUAACAUGGCGCCGAUCGGGUGCUACCCGGCUUUUCUAGUGGAGCUUCCACAUAGCAGCGAUGAUCUGGAUGAGUAUGGCUGCAUGACAAGUUACAAUAGCGCAGUUGUCUACUACAAUGAACUACUGAACAACAGCUUGGCCAAGGUUAGGAAGACGCUGCAGAAAGCGUCGAUCAUGUACGUCGACAAAUAUUCCGUCAUGCUCGAGCUGUUCAGGCAUCCAGAAGCUCAUGGGCUCAGGUAUGGGACCAAGGCUUGCUGCGGAUACGGUGGUGGAGCUUACAAUUUUGACCCAGAUCUAUACUGUGGCACCAGCAAGAUUGUGAAGGGCAACAUUGCGAGUGCGGCGGCCUGCGGAGACCCGCAGAACUACGUGAGCUGGGAUGGAAUCCAUGCCACUGAAGCUGCAAACAAUAUCGUAGCAUCUGCAGUGAUGAGUGGUUCAUACUCGUAUCCGCCUUCUGAUCUUUCAAAACUUUGCCAGCCAUGA